AUGGUUUGCAUUUCCCAGAUUGAAAGGUCAAGAUUGAUUAUUCGCAAUUUCCUUCUAAUUUUUAUCCCCACCGGUGUUCUACUUUCUUUAUUAUGUUUUGUAAUAUUUCGCCUUCCUUCAAUUCCAGAUGAACAACUUCAACAUAUUAAAUUUCCCAGAAAUUUGGACGAGCUAAAGUUGCUCGGCGCCACUCUUUUAGCAUAUAGAGGAGUAUGUUAUUGGCGAAUUCUUCUCUCAAUCACGAUUGUUUUCAUACUUCUUCAGUCUUUCAUGAUACCUGGUUCCGUUUUCUGCAGUAUUUUACUUGGGUAUCUUUACCCACUGCCAUUGGCCCUGCUUGUCAUCGCUUUUUGUUCAGCUGUUGGCGCAUCCUGCUGUUAUCUCAUAUUCGGAUUUCUGGGGCGCCAGACGGUUCUAAAACUAUUCCCCGAUAAGAUAGCUUCUUGUCAUCAGUUGAUGGGACGCUUUAAAAAUAUGAUGGGUUUUACUAUUUUUCUCUUUCGAUUGAGUCCUAUUGUUCCGAAUUGGUUGGUCAAUAUUACUUCUCCAUUAGUCGGUGUUCCUCUAGUUGAUUUCUUUUUGGGAACAUUUGUUGGUGUUGUUCCGCUCUCCUUGUUCUUCGUUAAGGCAGGGACAAUGCUCCAGGAGUUGACAGAUAUUGGUGUUACUUCUGUUGCCUCAGUUUAUACUCUCGCAUUAUUUGCUGUGAUCUCUAUCGCGCCGAUUCUCUUUCAAAAUCAGAUCAAAAACUUUUUAUCUGUGUGA
Messenger RNA from Rodentolepis nana, 765 nucleotides. The record is from the annotation of a GenBank genome assembly. NCBI's taxonomy places the organism in Eukaryota, Metazoa, Platyhelminthes, Cestoda, Cyclophyllidea, Hymenolepididae.